GUGCAGGUGUGAUGGACGCGCGGCCUCUCAUCUGCCUCGCUGCAGUGUUUAUUUUGGUGUCAGGUGUUUUUGGAGACUGCAGAAGAAAUCAGUGGCAGUGUGAUGAUGGUGUAUGUGUUCCACACAGAUGGCGUUGUGAUGGUGUCAGUGACUGCCAGGAUGGGUCUGAUGAGAUGGACUGUUCUUGUCCUCCAGGAGAUUAUGAGUGUGCGGAUGGUUCUGGGUGUGUUAUCGGAUCGGGGGUUUGCGACGGACGGCCCCAAUGUACUGAUGGUGGAGAUGAGGUGGAUUGUGACCAGAGGUUAGGCUGCCUCUCCAGUGACUGGAAAUGUAGGAACAAGAUCUGUAUCCCACGAAACCUUCUCUGCAAUGGAGUCAAUAAUUGUGCCGAUAAUUCUGAUGAAGAAUCCUGUGAUACCUGUGGAAAGAUGAACAUCCGCUGCCCUGAUGGAAUAUGUUUAACCCAGAGAGAGAUGUGUGAUGGAGUUGCUCAGUGCUCCGAUAGGAAGGAUGAGCCCCAUACCUGUGGGAAAAGUUGUCAGAAAGCAAAUGGUGGCUGCAGUCAUACUUGUGUGGACCAGACUUGGGGAGCAUUGUGCACUUGUCCCAGUGGAUUGGCCCUCUCUGCAAAUGGGCUUGAUUGUGAAGAUGUGGAUGAAUGUUCCAAGUCUUAUGGGCCAUGUAUGCAUUUAUGUACAAACACACCUGGGUCUUUUCGUUGUCUGUGUCAGAAUGGUUUCAAAUCUCUUGGCAAUGGAUCUUGUGAUGCUCAGGAAACCACAACAAAGAUUUUGACCACCAGAAAGGGGCUAAUUGGGCUUGUGAAUGUCAAGACGAGAGUAUAUGAGCCCCUUCUUUCAAGUGAGAGCAAUCCCAUAGCCCUGACCUACGAUAUUCAAAGGAAUCUCAUUUAUUGGGCCAGUAACAAUGGGAAUAUCUACAAGGCUUACAACCGGAAGAGCACCAUUCUUUAUUCAGGGCUGCCUGGUUUGAAGAGUCUAGCCAUUGACUGGCUUACUGGGCAGCUAUAUUGGACGAGUAUUACCCAAAAAGUCAUUUAUACAGGUGCAGCUGAUGGUAGCGCUGCAGCUGUAGUCAUAUCCAAGGACGUAAACCCAAGUGAUAUUGUUCUCAACCCAAUUGAAAGUUUCAUAUUUUGGAUCAAUAAAGGAAUGAAUGAAAAGGUUACCAUUGAGAGAGCAGCAAUGGAUGGUUCAAAUCGGACAACACUAGUUUUCAUUACAGCAGAGUUGCCAAAAUGUCUUUCAUUGGAUGUGGCAGCUCGACGUCUGUAUUGGAUCAGUGAUUUCAAAAGGUCAAUUGAGAGCAUCAGGACAGAUGGUACUGGACGCUACACAUUUUGGGAUUUUUUGGAAAGUCCAGCUCAGAGCUUGGCUGUAUUUAAUGGCUGGUUCUACUUGGCGGAUGAAAAGAGAAUCUGGCAAGUCCCUCAAAAUCUGCCCUCUGCAAAAAAUAAUGGCUUCCUCUUAAAAACCUCAAUUCCUGUCCUGACCGUCUACCAUGAACUUCAACAGCCCCAAGGUUUUUCACAAUGUAAAAAGUCGGGCUGCAAGCUAUGUUUGCCCUCCAAGGAAAGUCCUGUUGGAUUCACCUGUUUGUGUCCUGAAGGAACAUUGCCCAUGCCUUAUGGAUCUUGUGAAAGUUUUAAGGUUGCCUAUGCAACAGCCUCAGCCAUUUACCAUCUGGAGUUUAUAGGAAAGACCCCCAUCAAAACUGAACUCUUAACAACAGAUGAAGACGUUCAGGCUUUUGACAUGCAUUGGAAACGGGGAUGUGUGGUUUGGUCCAAUGGAACGGGUCAUGUGAAGGCUAACAAGGUUUCUCAGGACUUGUCCGAGUACAUUCUUACUUUAAAACCUGCUUGCAUUGUGCGAGUUGACCAGAAGACUGGGAAUCUGUACUGGCUGUCCUGUGAUGAGCUAACCAUUGGUGUUUCAACUAUUGGCCCCCUUCAUCAAAGUAUUUCCAGACCGUUAUAUCAAGCCAGAACUGCAAUCCUUGACCUCUUCGUGGACUGGCAGAGAGGAAAGCUCUAUUGGCUAGAAGGAAAUCAAGUCCUGAGAAUGAGGCUAGGUUUGAUUGGUGGAAGUGCUGAAGUUGUCUUCAGCUUUGAAGUAAAUGGUUUUGACCGCGUCGUAUUCGACAGAAAAGCAAACGGCUUCCUUUGGAACAUCGAGUCUUGUGCGUGUGACCUUUUGCCUGACAUAGCGAAGUGUACAGGAUAA
Molecule: messenger RNA, 2246 nt
Organism: Paramisgurnus dabryanus
Lineage: Eukaryota; Metazoa; Chordata; Actinopteri; Cypriniformes; Cobitidae
Product: vitellogenin receptor Yl-like
Biological process (GO): receptor-mediated endocytosis
Cellular component (GO): apical plasma membrane; plasma membrane; signaling receptor complex
Molecular function (GO): hormone binding; calcium ion binding; protein binding
Source: RefSeq, a predicted model, not a curated record